GCUACAACAUUGCCUGUAGCUCCAAUUGGGUAGCAGGAGUUAUUCCACACAUCCAGCAUGUUGGCCGCACGAACUUUCGCCUCGCCCGCGCGGCAAUGCCUCCGCCAGGCUAGCCGCACCUCGAGAUGGGCGCCCGCGCUAUCGCAGGCCUCCAUCCGCACCUACGCCGACGAGGUGGCCAAGUUCCACGGAACCAAGGGCAGCGACGGCAAGUACAGCGUCACUCUCAUUGAGGGCGACGGUAUUGGCCCCGAGAUUGCGCAGUCGGUCAAGGACAUCUACUCGGCUGCAAACGUCCCAAUCAAGUGGGAGUCAGUCGACGUCACCCCGCGCCUGAACGAGGACGGCAAGACGGUCAUCCCCGACGCGGCCAUCCAGAGCGUCGAGAAGAACCUGGUCGCGCUCAAGGGCCCUCUCGCAACCCCCAUCGGCAAGGGCCACGUCUCCCUCAACCUGACGCUGCGCCGUACCUUCAACCUCUUCGCCAACGUGCGACCGUGCCGAUCCAUCGCCGGCUACAAGACACCCUACGACGACGUCGACACCGUCCUGAUCCGUGAGAACACCGAGGGCGAAUACUCUGGCAUUGAGCACGUUGUCGUUGACGGCGUCGUGCAGAGCAUCAAGCUCAUCACCCGCGAGGCUUCCGAGCGCGUUCUGCGAUAUGCCUUCCAGCACGCCCGCGACAUUGGCAGGAAGAAGGUCCGCGCUGUGCACAAGGCCACCAUCAUGAAGAUGUCCGACGGUCUGUUCCUCAGCACUGCCCGCGAGCUGUCCAAGGAGUUCCCCGACAUUGAGUUUGACGCCGAGUUGCUGGACAACACCUGCCUGAAAAUGGUCACUGACCCCACUCCCUACAACGACAAGGUCCUUGUCAUGCCCAACCUGUACGGAGACAUUCUGUCGGAUAUGUGCGCUGGUCUCAUUGGUGGUCUUGGUCUGACCCCAUCUGGUAACAUUGGUGACAAGUGCUCCAUCUUCGAGGCUGUCCACGGUUCUGCGCCCGACAUUGCGGGUAAGCAGCUUGCCAACCCCACUGCGCUGCUGCUCAGCUCCAUCAUGAUGUUGCGCCACAUGGGUCUCAACUCGGAAGCUGCCAACAUUGAGCAGGCCAUCUUCAAGGUCCUCGCCGAGGGCAAGACCAUCACCGGCGACCUCGGUGGCAAGUCUAAGACUUUCGAGUACGCCGAUGCAGUCAUCAAGGCAUUGAAGUAGAUUUUGCGAUUAGAAAUUUGAGCUCGAGAACCAUGGGAAGGUAGCGCUUGCAUACUGUGGAUAUGUAACAGUCAUUGUACCAUAGGCCGCCAUUUCUGCUGAAUAUAUGCGAUUUACCUCU
This is a messenger RNA of Parastagonospora nodorum SN15, 1336 nucleotides long. RefSeq lists its product as hypothetical. The record is from RefSeq and is a predicted model, not a curated record. The transcript is spliced from 3 exons. Lineage: Eukaryota; Fungi; Ascomycota; Dothideomycetes; Pleosporales; Phaeosphaeriaceae. Gene Ontology annotation, cellular component: mitochondrion. Gene Ontology annotation, molecular function: magnesium ion binding; isocitrate dehydrogenase (NAD+) activity; NAD binding. Gene Ontology annotation, biological process: tricarboxylic acid cycle; isocitrate metabolic process. The coding region runs from base 58 to 1215 and encodes 385 amino acids.